This is a messenger RNA of Salvia splendens (bonfire salvia), 2988 nucleotides long. Its product is annotated as serine/threonine-protein kinase D6PKL1. Bases 638 to 2773 code for a protein of 711 amino acids. Gene Ontology annotation, molecular function: protein kinase activity; ATP binding. The transcript has 4 exons. Lineage: Eukaryota; Viridiplantae; Streptophyta; Magnoliopsida; Lamiales; Lamiaceae. The record is from RefSeq and is a predicted model, not a curated record. Gene Ontology annotation, biological process: protein phosphorylation.
CGUCAUUUCACAGACCUCGAGCCACCAUCGUCUUCCGUGUUCAACAGCAAUCACAGUGAACACAUGACUUAAAGCGCUCAAAUCCCCCAAAAACAAGAACAAAAUUAAAUUAAAUUUAAAAAAAAAACAACAGCUAUCACUACCACCAAUCACUCUUCCAUGCUGCACAAUUUUUUGCUCCUCUCAUGAAAAAAAGCCAACCCAUUUAGACAAAUUCUCUUCUUUUUCUGCAGUUCCAAUCUUUCAACAGAAAACAGCCUCUCUUCAUUCCAAUUUCUUUACUCCUUUUUCCCCCAAUUCUCUCUGUCGCUCAACCUCACUGUUGCUGCCCCUUUUCCACCUUGAUCCAACUAGAAAUAAUUCCAUUUUUCUAUGCCGCAGAGGUAAAUUCUUGCAUGUUUUUGGGUAUUCACUCACAGACCCUCCCAAUUUCUGCUGCAAAUAGUGUAAUGCUUCUUUUGAUUCUCUGCCGCCUCUACGGUUGCUAUAAUAUCCUUUGAGCUGUGGCAUCAACAAAAUCGGCUCUUGUGCUUUUUAUUUGAAUGUAAUGCGAAGAGAGAUGGCGGCAGUGUGCUGAUUUGAGUGAGCUGAUCUAGUUAAGAGAGGUACUACUGAUGAUACAUGGUGGUUUAAUAAUAUGGAAAGGAUACCUGAGUUGCAUUCAGUUCCCAGGCUCUUGCCUGUUGCUAACAAAUCCCGGAGCACCCUCCCAACUUUAUUGAAAGAAGAGAUUCGGAAACCAUCCAGCUUGCGCGACCCUCGAGAGUUGGAUUCCCGUGUUCCUGCACAAGCAUGGAAAGGGAAAAGCUUUCUACAGGAGGAGGAUGAUGAUGAGGAGCUGAUGCCUGAUGUUCUUUCCUUCACAGUCGGUGACGAUUCAUUUGAAGAACCUGGCUCGACGUCAUUUCAUGGAGUGAGUCAUCCCCCAGAACCGGUGGAUAUGGACAUGAUGAGGCCUGUGUAUAUGCCAAUCGGCCGAAACAACAAUGAUGGAAAGGGUUUGGCCAAAAGCUAUUCUAAGAAAGGCCCUUUUCUGGAAGAUCUCUCGCUCCGUGUACCACCGAGCAUCAAACAGUGCCCUCCGUUACUGUCACCAGCUGAGAGCUUGGUUGAAGAGCAUAAUGACCUAGCAGCCAUCUCAUCCCCAUUUGCUACUUCUCGCCCCUCGCAAAACACUGAAGCGAGUCCAAUCCCAGAAUCUGAGGAAAAGGAGUGCAUUUGGGAUGCUUCAUUACCUCCGAGCGGGAAUGUGAGUCCACUUAGCAGCAUUGACAGUGUUGGCGUUACUAGGGCAAUGAGCAUUGCGAAUAGCUGUGCCAGCACAUAUCGGAGUGAUGGGAUAGUGAGUGAUGGCAUGAUCAGUGUCGACAGAAACUAUGAAAGUACAAAAGGGAGCAUCCCCGGGGAUUCUCUUGAGAGUACGAAAACCAGCCUCAGCCGAGCUAGUGAUAGCAGUGGCCUUAGUGAUGACAGCAACUGGAGUAACAUCACUGGCAGUGCGAACAAGCCUCAUAAAGGAAAUGAUCCCCGAUGGAAGGCUAUACUUCAUGUUCGAUCACGGGAUGGCAUCUUGGGCAUGAAUCAUUUCAAGUUACUGAGACGACUUGGUUGUGGGGAUAUUGGGAGUGUGUAUCUCUCCGAGUUGAGCUCAACUAGGUGUUUCUUUGCAAUGAAGGUGAUGGAUAAGGCAUCUCUUGCUAGCAGGAACAAGUUGAAUCGGGCACAGACUGAAAGAGAGAUAUUGCAGCUGCUAGACCAUCCAUUCUUACCAACGCUGUACACUCAUUUUGAGACUGACAGAUUUUGUUGCUUGGUCAUGGAGUAUUGUCCUGGAGGAGACCUGCAUACACUGAGGCAGCGACAACCGGGAAAGCAUUUUUCUGAAUAUGCUACUAGGUUUUACGCAGCGGAAGUUCUAUUGGCUUUAGAAUACCUUCACAUGCUGGGAGUCGUAUACAGGGACAUGAAACCAGAAAACGUCCUAGUUCGUGAUGACGGCCACAUUAUGCUCUCGGAUUUCGACCUCUCCCUCAGAUGCACUGUUUCCCCGACCCUAAUUAGAAAUUCUGCUUUGAAUUCAGAACGAGGAUCCGGAUUCUGUGUGCAGCCAGCGUGCAUUGAGCCAACAUCCGCCUGCAUUCAACCAACAUGCUUCCUUCCUCGACUCUUCCCUCAAAAAAGUAAGAAAAAGUCCGGAAAGUCCAGAACAGAAGCUGGGAUGCUAUCCGGUGGCACCCUACCUGAGCUAGUUGCCGAACCUACCGCAGCACGCUCCAUGUCAUUCGUUGGUACCCACGAAUACUUAGCUCCUGAAAUAAUCAAAGGCGAAGGUCAUGGCAGUGCAGUGGAUUGGUGGACAUUCGGCAUCUUCUUAUACGAACUACUCUAUGGCAAAACCCCGUUCAAGGGGUCAGGAAACCGCGCAACACUCUUCAAUGUAGUGGGACAGCAGCUGAAGUUUCCAGACUCGCCUGCAACGAGCUAUGCCAGCCGGGACCUAAUCCGUGGACUACUUGUUAAGGAGCCACAAAACCGGCUAGGGGUGAAAAGAGGAGCUACUGAAAUAAAGCAGCAUGCGUUCUUCGAAGGCGUGAACUGGGCUCUGAUACGGUGCAGCACGCCACCAGAGGUGCCGAGGCCUGUUGAGGCGGCCGAGUUUCCUUCGAAGUUUGGGCAAGUGGAGCUGGCUAGCAGCGUGGGCAGUGGGAGCAAGAGAGUUGUAGGAACAGACAUGAAAUCUGGUGGUAAAUUUCUGGAUUUCGAGUUCUUUUAGCUUAGGUUAGGGAGGGCAUAUAUAUGAGUUGUUUUAUGUAUUUUGUGAGUACUAUUAGUUGUAGUUGCUGUGAUGCUUGAGCUUUUGUUUUGAUGCAAUUCGACCAUCACUAGAAAUUGGAUCAAGAAUCUCAGCAUGUAAUGUACUACAAUCACUCUGUUACCUAUUUAAAUCCAUUUUGGAUUCUUUUUAGUACAACUCAAAUUUAUUUCUUC